This is a messenger RNA of Zasmidium cellare ATCC 36951, 1758 nucleotides long. RefSeq lists its product as uncharacterized. Gene Ontology annotation, biological process: regulation of alternative mRNA splicing, via spliceosome; mRNA splicing, via spliceosome. Gene Ontology annotation, cellular component: nucleoplasm. Bases 1 to 1758 code for a protein of 585 amino acids. The record is from RefSeq and is a predicted model, not a curated record. Lineage: Eukaryota; Fungi; Ascomycota; Dothideomycetes; Mycosphaerellales; Mycosphaerellaceae. The transcript is spliced from 3 exons. Gene Ontology annotation, molecular function: N6-methyladenosine-containing RNA reader activity; mRNA binding.
AUGAGUGGUCCUGAUCCCAAUGCCACGCAGCCGCCUGAGGCUGCCGCUGCCCGUGCCACCGCCGCCGCCCAGCAACCGCAACCGCAACCACCGCAGCCUCGCCAGCCGGACAGCGCACCGUUUCAAUCUCAGCUAGAGUACCUCUCCCAGCAACAGCAACUACCCCCAAACGUCCCUCAAUAUGGCCAGCAGCCCUUCGAUAUGGGGUCGAUGGCCGGCGCCUUGCCAGGUCAACCUCAGAUGCCCACUCGUCCCUACGCCAGCCCGGAUCCAUCUCAAGGCGUCGCUUCACCUAACCCAUAUCAACAGCCGACGAUGUUUCCUCCAACUCAACCAGGUGGUCCACGCUUCGCCGACCCCACCAUGUUGGCGAGAGCGCAGCAACAGCAGUUCAUGAGCGCGCAGUAUGGAGCGCCUAGUCCGAUCCAGAACAUGCAGCGACAGAACUUUCCCAUGCAGCAGCAAGUGCCAUUCUCACCAGUCGAUCCAUAUGCGUUUGGCAUCAACCCCGCCCAGUACUCACCGAUUGAUCCACGAUUUGGCCCACCUGGAUCGUUUGUGCUGCCCGCUGGACUCCCUACAGACAUUGCACAGUUUGCACGACGCGGAUCAGCAGACACUGCACCGAUUCCCAGCUUCCCUCGAGGACCGCCGCGCAAGCCAAAGCAAUCAGGACACGCACUGUGGGUUGGAAAUCUGCCGCCUCAGGCACUUGUCACCGACUUGAAGGACCACUUCUCGAGGGAUGCAACUACAGACAUUGAAAGCGUGUUCUUGAUCGCGAAGAGCAACUGUGCGUUCGUCAACUACCGCACCGAAGCAGCUUGCGUUGCUGCGAUGAACCGAUUCCACGAUUCGAGAUUCCAUGGUGUCCGUCUGGUUUGUCGACUUCGAAGAGGUACAGCGUCAAGUGCUGCUGCGACGCCAACAGCAGAAGAAGCAGAAUCACCACCAGAACCGGCGACUGCGACCAUUGAGAAGGAUGAAGAUGCACUAAGCCCGACCAUUGCACGAAGUCAGUCUCACCAAAGCGACGUGUCAAACAAGUCAGGAAACUCGCCGGGAGCACCACCAGCGUCAGACGAGAAGGUGCCAGAGAAGUACUUCAUCGUGAAGUCUCUCACUGCGCAAGAUCUUGAAGCGAGCGUACGGAAUGGAAUCUGGGCGACGCAAUCCCACAACGAAGACGCGCUCAACCGCGCCUACUCCCAAGCCGACAACGUGUAUCUCAUCUUCUCGGCCAACAAGUCGGGAGAAUACUUUGGCUAUGCUCGAAUGGCAUCGACAAUCUCGGGUGAAGCAGUCGACCUGUCCAGCACCUUUCCUUCAGCUCAGGAAGCCGCGACCGACCCAGCAGGCUCACCACAAUCAAUUCCAACUCCAGCGACAGCGACAGCACCCAAGGGUCGCAUUAUCGACGACUCGGCGCGUGGGACGAUCUUCUGGGAGGCCGACCAUUCUGAAGACGAGGAGGGCGCUCCUGAGAAAGACGGCACGGGACAGAACUGGGGCAAGCAAUUCCAAAUCGAAUGGGUGUCUACCAACAGACUGCCCUUCUACCGCACUCGAGGCCUGCGCAAUCCCUGGAACGCUAACCGCGAAGUGAAGAUCGCGCGCGACGGUACGGAACUGGAGCCGAGCGUGGGCAGAAGACUGGUUCAGAUGUUUCACCGCCCAUCACCAUCACCUUCUGCCAGCGGCCCAGGUGGCCCACCCCCAGGGAACGCGCCGCCGGGGACUGGCAUGCCAUUUCGAUGA